Paraphaeosphaeria sporulosa is the source of this 1695-nucleotide messenger RNA. Its product is annotated as FAD/NAD(P)-binding domain-containing protein. The record is from RefSeq and is a predicted model, not a curated record. Lineage: Eukaryota; Fungi; Ascomycota; Dothideomycetes; Pleosporales; Didymosphaeriaceae. The transcript has 2 exons. The coding region runs from base 1 to 1695 and encodes 564 amino acids.
AUGCACAUUUACGACGUCCUCAUUAUCGGUGCAGGUCCUUGUGGCCUUGCAGUUGCGGCGAGACUCCGUGAGCACACGCCAUCAGCAACAUUCACCGACGACGAGCAUCAGCGUUAUCACUGGAUCCGCAAGCAUGGCCACAAGAUGAACAUCAAGAACUACCGCACCAAUACAGACUCUCUUGAGUUGCCCCCCUCAUAUGUUCAGUCAGCCUGUGGCCACCAGCCCGAUAAGAAGCUCGACAUGCUUGUCCUGGACGCGGACGGUCCAUCCUGGAUGAGCAAAUGGAAUCGACUCUUCAAGACGUUUGGUAUAGAAUACCUUCGAAGUCCGAUGUUUUUCCACAUCGAUCCAGCCGACCGGGACGCGCUUUUAGGUUACACCUACGAACACAACAGGGAAAAGGAGCUGCAGCCUCUACCUGGAUGCGCUGGGAAGGAAGUCAGCAAGCAUCGGAAGAAGAAAAAGAUGAGCCGGGGAAGGAUUUCCCAGAGUGGCCCCGACGUCGAUGAGAGAGAUCGCAAAGAUUACUUUACGCCCUCGAGCACGCUGUUUCGCGCUCAUUGCGACGAGGUCUCGUCUCGGUACAGCCUCGGACGUAAUCUAAUCCAGCAUGAGAAAGUCGUCGAUGUUCAGUUCAGGAACGCAUCGGCAUGGGAAGACGGGGCGCACGAUAGCUUCAUUUCAGACGAUGAAUUGAACGAUGACCAGCAGUUAUUUCGCGUCACUACGGACAAGUGUGUGCGCUACGCGCGCAUUGUGGUUUUGGCUGUUGGACCUGGGAACGCGCCUGUUAUACCGCCAAUAACUGGAAUCACGCCAAACAUACCACACAAAGGGUAUUCUCAUGCCAUGCAGAUCAAACAGUAUCCCCCGGCACAUGUGGCAGCAAGAGUCGCUCAACGCCUGUCCACCAAUGUUUUGAUUGUCGGUGGCGGACUGACGAGUAUUCAGCUUGCAGACCUCGCUAUCCAAAAGGGAGUGAAUAAAGUCUGGUUACUCAUGCGUGGGAAUGUGAAAGUGAAGUACUUUGAUGUGGAGCUACAGUGGGUCGGGAAAUUCCGGAACUUCAACCAGGCAGCUUUCUGGUCAGCAGACACCGACGAGGAACGGUUUCGGAUGAUUGCGGAAGCUCGAAACGGUGGCAGCAUAACCCCGCGAUACCGCAAGGUCCUCGAUGCUCACGUAGCAAGCGGCAAGAUCUCGCUCCAUACCCAUACAACGUUGCAGUCGCUUGCCUGGAACCCAAAUCUGCUCCAGUGGACAUCAACUACCACAGCCCCCACGCUUUCACUACCACCAAUCGACCAUGUCGUCUUUGCAACCGGUAUACAGUCAGAUAUCGAGCAUCUUCCCGUUCUCGACACUAUACGAAAGGAAUAUCCAAUUGAAUACGUUGGUGGCCUACCAUGUCUCAACGACGACCUUAUGUGGGCUGAUGAUGUUCCACUUUUCGUUACUGGCCGUUUGGCAGGGCUCCGACUUGGUCCGGGUGCGCCAAAUCUUGUGGGCGCCCGAGUUGGGGCGGAGAGAAUCGCUUGGAACAUUCAAGAUUUUAUCGGAAAGUUAUAUCAACAAAACAGCAUACAGGGUAGCAGCAGCUCGAGUGAGGGCAGUGGAGACGAGAAGGUGACUGAGUAUGCGGCUGGAAGACGGAAUCGAUUCGACAGCUUAUUUGGUAUUGAAGUGAACUAG